Molecule: messenger RNA, 687 nt
Organism: Pan troglodytes (chimpanzee)
Lineage: Eukaryota; Metazoa; Chordata; Mammalia; Primates; Hominidae
Gene: CCL23
Product: C-C motif chemokine ligand 23
Exons: 4
Coding region: 133-546 (137 amino acids)
Biological process (GO): inflammatory response; chemokine-mediated signaling pathway; cell chemotaxis
Cellular component (GO): extracellular region
Molecular function (GO): chemokine activity; CCR chemokine receptor binding
Source: RefSeq, a predicted model, not a curated record
AAACAGCAUUCUGACCUCUGCCCUGUAACUUCCUCUUCUUCUUAUAAAUACAAGGGCAGAACUGGCAUCCCGGGAAGCCAGGAAGCAGUGAGCCCAGGAGUCCUCGGCCAGCCCUGCCUGCCCACCAGGAGGAUGAAGGUCUCCGUGGCUGCCCUCUCCUGCCUCAUGCUUGUUACUGCCCUUGGAUCCCAGGCCCGGGUCACAAAUGAUGCAGAGACAGAGUUCAUGAUGUCAAAGCUUCCAUUGGAAAAUCCAGUACUUCUGGACAUGCUCUGGAGGAGAAAGAUUGGUCCUCAGAUGACCCUUUCUCUUGCUGCAGGAUUCCAUGCUACUAGUGCUGACUGCUGCAUCUCCUACACCCCACGAAGCAUCCCGUGUUCACUCCUGGAGAGUUACUUUGAAACGAACAGCGAGUGCUCCAAGCCGGGUGUCAUCUUCCUCACCAAGAAGGGGCGACGUUUCUGUGCCAACCCCAGUGAUAAGCAAGUUCAGGUUUGCAUGAGAAUGCUGAAGCUGGACACACGGAUCAAGACCAGGAAGAAUUGAACUUGUCAAGGUGAAGGGACACAAGUUGCCAGCCACCAACUUUUUUGCCUCAACUACCUUCCUGAAUUAUUUUUUUAAGAAGCAUUUAUUCUUGUGUUCUGGAUUUAGAGCAAUUCAUCUAAUAAAGAGUUUCUCACUUUU